CCCGUUCACACACCUGGCCUCGCUCUGGCACCCUCGCUGGCCCGCUGGCUGACACUCUGCCUCUCGUUCGCUGCGGUAUAUUGUCGCGCCCUUGGACCUCAUGAGCAUUUAUUCCGGAGACGAGAGAUCCCUAUGAGAAUGUAGAGAAAAGGAAGGCUUUUUCUGCAGAGGAAAAAGACAAGGAUGAUAUUUUGGGUCAUUUAGUUAAAACAGAGAGAAGAGAGAGAGAGAGAGAGAGGAAAAAAUGUGACUUAAACUAAUUCGACACCAAGAAAAUUUCCACGAUCCUUAAAAAUCAUCUUUUUGAAACACACACAUACACACGAUGACAAAAGAAACAGAGAACAAAUGAAACUCGCGGUACAAAUCAGACCAAAAUAGGAAAUCAGUGGGGAAUAAAAGAAACUUCUCCCUGGCGGCCUGUUGCUUCACUCAGCCAAGCCCAGAAGCGAUAGUGGAAGAGGAGAGACUUUAACUAAAGAAAUACAAGAUUUCACCAAGAAAGCUCACGGCAGAAAGUCUGAUGGACCAGCCGAGGACAUGAAGAAUGAGGAAAGGAUGCAAGCGAAGGAAACGGGAUGAGGCAAAAGUGACCUUUCCAACUCAAGCCUUGAAAGGAGAAAGAGAGAAAGAGAGAGAGGUAGAAAAAGAGAGAGCAGACUCCGAGCCUCAUUAACUCAUAAAUCGACACUCGAAAAUCCUUCUGCAAAAUCCAGCUGGUGUUUCUUUUUCCCUCCUUUCCUCACUCUCUCCUUUCUUCUCUUUUUCCCCUCUUUACUUUUUUUUCUGGCCCUCACGACUCCCCUCAUCACUACGUGAGGCGACCUUGAAGCGGGUCGGGCUGGGGUCAUGAAAGGGAUUGGAAAUUCGCCCUUAACAAAAAAAGGAAAAGGAAGGAAAAAGUGUGUGUAAAGGAGAUUGAACUCAUUUUUAGAAGACUUCACUGAUCAACAUUUUGUCGUUACUGUAUCAGUCUUCUAUGCAUCUUCUCACUGCAGUCUUGCUGAUCCAGUCUGUACUGCUGGUGAUGAAAGUGAAGCUCAGCCAACCAUAACACGGAAAAUGUUUUAAGAUAAAAAGGUAUCAAUAAUGAUAAUGAAAAAUUAAUAAUAUUAAACACUCCGGUCACUGAAUUCAAAAACCGAAAAUAUAAACUCAAAUGCUUUAGAAGUGAGAGAGGUCAUGUCAAUAUGAAAACUACUUCUGGACAAAAUGAGAAAGGGUUUGUAAAGAAAGCCGUUACCAUCAGCAUGAAACCUACACCGACGGAGACAUACGCAUAAACUUAUGAAGAAAAAGAAUGUAAAUUCUCAAAACUCCUUCAAACGAACAAAAGUUGCUAAUAGUUAACAGUACAGACCCCUGAAAAUAACUUACAGUGAAUCCUAAUAUCACAAAUAAGUAGGAAUCCCCUAUCACAAUGAAGAUAAAACUAAAAGAAAAGAAAAUCUAAAAUCUAAAAAAGAAGAAAAGGAGGAAGAGAAACGAAGAAAAAGAUCGCCCCAGAAGGACACACUUCCGCCCUCCAAAAUAUUCAAGGUUUCCGGAGCCUCCUCGCCAACUCCUCACAAGAAGUCUCCAGCCAUGGAUUAUUAUGAGGGCUCUGGAUCUCUGGCGAACCUCACCUUAUUCGUCAACGGGUCAGAUGAUUAUGAGGGAAACGAGGUCUUUGCUGAUCAUAACAUCACGAACAGGACAGACGCUGAAGGCGGCUACUGCAGCAGCGAGGCGUGGGACCAGAUGCGCACCAGCUACAAGAUGGUGCACGGCUGCAUGUCGCUGGCGGUGUGCGUGUUCGGCUCCAUCGCCAACAUCAUCAACAUGGUGGUGCUGACGCGGCGCUCGAUGGUGUCGCCGACCAACGCCAUCCUGACGGCGCUGGCCAUCGCCGACCUGCUGGUCAUGGUGGUGUACCUGCCGUACACCAUGCACGUGUACGUGUGGGUGCCGCGGGCCAUCGAGUCGCGCUUCUCGUGGAGCUGGGCCGUGUAUGUGCUCUUCCAGGCGCAGUCGAACCAAGUCUUCCAUACGAUCUCCAUCUUCCUGACGGUGACGCUGGCGGUGUGGCGCUACAUCGCCAUCGCACUGCCGCAGAACAACGCCUCCUGGUGCUCAAUGAAGAACACGCAGCUGGUGAUCGUGCUCACCUUCCUGUGCUCGGUCAUCUGCAACAUCCCCAACUACCUCAACAUCGCCAUCAUCCAGAAGGAGUACGAGGGCGCCAUGCUCUACUUCGUCGGCUUCAGCGAGCUGGCGCUGGCCAACGGCGGCCUGCUCAAGAACAUCAACUUCUGGAUCUACUCCGUGCUGAUGAAGCUGCUCCCGUGCGUGGCGCUGACGGGGCUGUCCAUUGCGCUUAUCCAGGAGCUGCUGCUGGCGGCCAAGCGGCGCGCCGCCCUCAUGAAGCGAGCCACGGUGGCGCGCAACGCCAACGCGCAGCGGCAGGCCGACCGCGUCACCACGAUGCUGCUGGCCAUCCUGGUGCUGUUCCUGGUGUCGGAGGUGCCGCAGGGCAUCUUGUGCUUGCUGGCCGUCCUGCCCGACUCCGGUUUCUUCAAGUGCUACCAGCAGCUGGGCGAGAUGAUGGACAUGCUGGUGCUGUUCAACAGCGCCGUCAACUUCCUGCUGUACUGCGCCAUGAGCCAGCAGUUCAGGAACACCUUCACGCAGCUCUUUAAGUCGUACUACGUGUACGCGCCGUCCCUCCCGCAGAGCUGGAAGUCCAUGCCUGUGGGCGACGCCCGCGGCGAGAGCAACAACACCUGCAUCACGCACGUGUAGGGCGCUUUGCUCACCCACUCAUAGAUUCACACGCACACUCACAUGCAAACACACGAGCGCACGCACACACACGCAUACGCAUGCGCACACU
Messenger RNA from Penaeus indicus, 2872 nucleotides. Its product is annotated as G-protein coupled receptor dmsr-1-like. Gene Ontology annotation, biological process: G protein-coupled receptor signaling pathway. The record is from RefSeq and is a predicted model, not a curated record. Gene Ontology annotation, cellular component: plasma membrane. Bases 1585 to 2781 code for a protein of 398 amino acids. Lineage: Eukaryota; Metazoa; Arthropoda; Malacostraca; Decapoda; Penaeidae. Gene Ontology annotation, molecular function: G protein-coupled peptide receptor activity. The transcript is spliced from 4 exons.